Messenger RNA from Tribolium madens (black flour beetle), 1253 nucleotides. RefSeq lists its product as uncharacterized. NCBI's taxonomy places the organism in Eukaryota, Metazoa, Arthropoda, Insecta, Coleoptera, Tenebrionidae. The transcript has a single exon. The record is from RefSeq and is a predicted model, not a curated record. The annotation marks the transcript as partial.
GUUAAACACGUGGUCGAUCACUACUCAACGCGGUUUGGGGUUCAAUGCGUGAUUCACGAGUUCACGUUUACGUUUAUAGUAUUUGUUGGCGCGUUACGAGAGACUUGCGCAGAGAGUGCGGCAGGUAUUGUUCAUAGAGUGACGCCGCCAUGGACGGAGGUAGAAAUGGGACACAGGGUUUCAUUAAAAAAUAUUGAUUUAUAAAAAAAAAUUCAAAAUGUACCCUACGUUAGACCUGUUUGAUUAUUUUUUUUUAUAAAUUGAUGAAAUACGAAACGCUAUCAUUUCUAAGCAUUUUUGCAUUAUUGAGAUAGAAAUUCUUUUAAAUCGUCGUAUAUUUUACUAUAAAAAAUUAAAAGAUUGUCGGUCUAUAAACCGAUAGGUCUUAGUUAGCUGUUUCAGUCAUUGCGAGAAAUUUAGCAGGUUUUUGAAUCAAAAAACUUAUUUAAAAUUCAUUGAUGUAUUUUGCCGAAACAAAUUAAAAAAUUGGCUCUUGGGUCUGAAAUGAAUGUAUUUCAGACAUUUUUUUCGAGCGAUUUAACAGGUUUUUGAACCAAAUUUCUAUAAUAUACAUUUUGCCAAAAAAAUCUAACAAUUUUUUUUUAGGUCUGAAUUACGCUAUUUCAUCUAUUUCCGAGCAACUUUGAACAUUUUCGAGACACUAAAAUGAACGUAUUUUUCCGAAACGAAUUUUGCCAUAUUAUAGUCUACUUUCUGAAAAAAAGUAAAAUUAAGCAAUGGAGUAUGUCUGGUACUGGGGAGUCUCUAAAUUCAGCAAUGAACCUAAUUUCAUCUUCUUUUCUAUCUUAUCAGAUAUUACAUACUCUCUCGCAUUUGAUAAAAUCAAUAUAAAGUAUGUUGUAACACUAUUAUGAUUUAUUUUCAGUUAAAAUCGACGAACAAUGUUUGUUGAAAGCUUUCUUAAUUCUAUUAAAAAACUUUGUUGUUGUUCCUGUGGUCAACAAUUAGAUGAAGAUUUGGAAGACAAUUUCGUGAUAACAGAGAAUGUCAACGAAAGUGUUCUAGAACAAAGUCUUCCUGACCAAAACGUAAUAAACUUUAUACCAGUUACUACACAACAGCUAGUUGGACCUAGAAAACAGCGAGGGCCUCAAGAGCUAGAAGCAGAAACAAAUAGGCAAGAACCAAAACCUCUACCAAAACCUCUAGUUGUUACUGAACAGCCAUCUGUUCGUCGAUUUAAUUAUUUCGUUGAUAAAAAUGUGGACGGAGAUAAUUGUAAAGUGAAACCA